UCAGGGUUUUAUAAUAAACUUACAUAUUCACAAGAUCUGAUUCUUUUUAAGGUACCCAUUUCAAGAUUUUUACUUUAUAUUGUUUAGAUUAGGUUUUAAGUUGAUCUUGAAUUGUAAAGUUGUAAACUUUUUGAUACCCAUUUGGAUUUAAGACUUACCAUUACCAAACCUUAUCCAUUUUAUCAUACAAAGCUUAAAGGUUUAAGCUUUUUUGGGAAAAAACUUUAAAAAAUUUGAUUUAUAAGGGUUUGGUGAUAUGGGUAAUUGUUGUGCUUCACCUUCUAGUGGUGAGAAAAAGAAAAAAGGGAAAAAUAAACCGAACCCAUUUUCGUUAGACUACGGAGUGUCCAAUCCAUCUGCAAAUGGUGGGUAUAAAACAACUGUGUUGGAAAAUCCAACAGGAAAUGAGAUUGAGAGCACAUAUAUUCUUGGUAAGGAAAUGGGUAGAGGAGAAUUUGGGAUUACGUAUAUGUGUACGGAUAAGACGAACGGUGAAGUAUAUGCGUGUAAAUCGAUAUCGAAAAAGAAGUUGAGAACUAGAGUUGAUAUUGAGGAUGUAAAGAGGGAAGUUGAGAUUAUGAAACAUAUGCCACCACAUCCUAAUAUUGUGACCUUGAAAGAUACUUAUGAAGAUGAUAAUGCUGUUCAUUUGGUUAUGGAGUUGUGUGAGGGGGGAGAGUUGUUUGAUCGGAUUGUUGCUAGAGGUCAUUACACUGAGAGAGCGGCUGCCGGUGUGACUAAGACCAUUGUUGAGGUUAUUCAGAUGUGCCACAAACAUGGUGUUAUGCAUCGUGAUCUUAAACCCGAGAACUUUUUGUUUGCCAACAAGAAAGAAACCUCACCCUUAAAGGCUAUUGAUUUUGGAUUAUCCGUUUUCUUCAAGCCAGGAGAGAGAUUUAAUGAAAUUGUAGGCAGCCCAUACUACAUGGCUCCUGAAGUCCUGAAACGAAAUUAUGGUCCUGAGGUGGAUGUCUGGAGUGCUGGAGUAAUUUUAUACAUAUUACUUUGUGGUGUUCCACCUUUUUGGGCAGAAACUGAACAAGGUGUUGCACAAGCGAUCAUUCGAUCAGUUGUAGAUUUUAAGAGGGAUCCUUGGCCUAAGGUAUCUGAUACUGCAAAGGACCUUGUCAAGAAGAUGCUCAAUCCUGACCCCAAGUUACGCCUUACUGCUCAAGAAGUUCUCGAUCAUCCCUGGAUACAAAAUGCCAAGAAAGCUCCAAAUGUGUCUUUGGGUGAAACUGUCAAAGCAAGACUCAAGCAAUUCUCUGUUAUGAACAAGCUUAAGAAAAGAGCUCUAAGAGUAAUUGCUGAGCAUUUGUCUGCGGAAGAGGUGGCGGGCAUGAAGCAAGGUUUUGACUUGAUGGACACAAACAAGCAAGGGAAAAUCGAUUUUGCUCAGUUGAAAGCCGGGUUGCAGAAACUUGGGCAUCAAAUCCUUGAUGCAGAUGUUCAAAUACUUAUGGAAGCAGGUGAUGUUGACAAAGAUGGAUUCUUGAACUAUGGAGAAUUCGUCGCAAUCUCGGUUCACUUGAGAAAAAUGGGUAACGAUGAUCACCUUAAAGAUGCUUUUGCAUUUUUUGAUAAAAACCAAAGUGGGUACAUAGAAAUCGAAGAGCUAAGGGAAGCCUUAUCUGAUGAUGAUGAAGCCAACAAUGAAGAAGUCAUUUCCGCCAUCAUUCAUGAUGUUGACACUGACAAGGAUGGGAAGAUUAGUUUUGAAGAGUUCACGGCAAUGAUGAAGGCAGGAACGGAUUGGAGAAAAGCAUCGCGACAAUAUUCAAGAGAAAGAUAUAAUAACUUGAGCUUGAGAUUGUUCCAAGAUGGAUCAAUGGAUACAGCCAAUGAGGUAAGAUGACUGACUACUGCAAAACCAACAAUUAUUUUACCAAAGAGAUUAAAGUUUCUUACAGUCGUUUUUCGAGGUUAUUUUCCUUUGUUUUGACAAAGAUGUAGAGAAGGGAUUUUAUUGUGGUUGUAAAUAUGGAUAUGUUUACAUAUCCUUGAGAGCCAGUAUACCUUCUUUUCCAUCUAAUUAGUUUCUUUCUUUCUUUAGCAGAUUGGAUAAUGUAAAGCAUGCUAAUUAAUAGUAAAAAGUGUUUAGUUUGUCUUUUGAA
Molecule: messenger RNA, 2114 nt
Organism: Erigeron canadensis
Lineage: Eukaryota; Viridiplantae; Streptophyta; Magnoliopsida; Asterales; Asteraceae
Product: calcium-dependent protein kinase 8-like
Exons: 8
Coding region: 257-1855 (532 amino acids)
Biological process (GO): intracellular signal transduction; protein autophosphorylation; peptidyl-serine phosphorylation
Cellular component (GO): nucleus; cytoplasm
Molecular function (GO): calmodulin binding; calcium-dependent protein serine/threonine kinase activity; calcium/calmodulin-dependent protein kinase activity
Source: RefSeq, a predicted model, not a curated record